AUGGAGAUGCUGCGGACGUUGGACGCGGGAGAGCGGGCGGCGAUCGUGCGGAAGGCGGUGCUGGAGGACGCGACGGUGCGCGGGGCGGCGGCGGCGGCGUUGUUGGAAAACAGAGGCGGCGGCGCGAGCGAGGUGUUCGAGAGCAUGGACGCGAACGAAGACGGUAUGGUGGAUGAGCGGGAGUUUAUGAUGGCGUUGAGUCGAGACGGGAGCACACGAGAGGGUGUGGAGACGGGAGCGGGACGGGCGACGCUCGCGUUGGCCCAGUUUCGCGCGGUGGCGCUGAAUAGCGCGGUGCCGUUCAUAGGGUUCGGAUUUAUGGAUAACUCGGUGAUGAUUUUGGCUGGGGAGAGCAUCGAGACCUCUCUCGGGGUCGGUCUUGGUCUGAGCACCAUGGCCGCGGCGGCGUGCGGGAACACGGUGAGCGACAUUGUCGGCAUCGGGCUUUCGAGCAAAAUCGAAGCCUUCGCGGAUAGGCUCGGGUUCGGUAUGCCCGCUCUGAACAAGGUCCAGCGCGCGUCGACGUCGGUGCGAUUGGCCAAGAUCGUGGGUGCGACCACCGGGGUCACGAUUGGAUGUUUCCUAGGCGCGUUUCCUCUCGCGUUAGGCUUGUAA
Messenger RNA from Ostreococcus tauri, 615 nucleotides. Its product is annotated as EF-Hand 1, calcium-binding site. Gene Ontology annotation, cellular component: mitochondrion. The record is from RefSeq and is a predicted model, not a curated record. The transcript has a single exon. Bases 1 to 615 code for a protein of 204 amino acids. NCBI's taxonomy places the organism in Eukaryota, Viridiplantae, Chlorophyta, Mamiellophyceae, Mamiellales, Bathycoccaceae. Gene Ontology annotation, molecular function: calcium ion binding.